AUGUUUUCGGUUAGCUGGAAAUCUGCAAAUGGAUCCUACCUGAAUGAAAGUGAACGUUAUUUUAAUUAUUGGUUCUAUUCUCAACUUUUUUUUCUUGUUACACUGACAUCUUGGCAUUUUUAUUUUCAUUUUUUCAAAAAGGAAUUUUUUGUCAAUAGUACUCCUUAUUUCAACUUUUUCUUGAAACUCCAUCUUUUUUAUAUGUAUCUGCUUUGUGGAUCUCUUAUAUUUUCUGAAGAAGUUCAAAAAUGUUGCGUGAUGAUUUCAUCAGGUCUCAAACUUUUUUCAUUUUCUAUUGAAAUUUUGUAUUUACAAACAAAUAUAACUGGGACUUUUCUGAUCAUUACAUUUUUGAAUGCCAUACGAGUAGUAUUUUCGAUUGAUGAGAAUAUCACAUUUUGGAAAUUAAAUAUCAAGACAAACUACCUAUUCACAAUAAUUGCAAUUAUAUACAUAAUUUGGAGUCAUCCAUGUAACUUAUAUGAUCCAUUUGUAUUUCGAUUUCCACAAACUGAUCAAAACUCCUUUGUAAUUGUGUCGUUGAAUAGUGUGACUUCUGGCCUUACUUCUUUACUACUGUGUUACAAGGUUUUAAAAUUGAAAAAGUCUGGAAUACAACCGAAUCUUCAAUAUUCUUGUCAAAUAAUUCAACUUAUAUCAACUAUUGCAGUAAUUGAAUCAUACUUGAUAUUCAACACAGUGUCUGCUUUAAUAUCUGGUUAUCAAUUAACAAACGAAUGUACAAUCAAUGUUAAUGAUAUUUUUCAAGCAGACAUUAUUCAUUUUAUGCACUUUUUCAUAACAUUUGCAAUGGAAAUGUGGUAUUUAUUUGACAACUCCAGAGUUGAACCACAAAAUUCUAUGGAAAUUGAUUGUGAAACUAGUGUGUAA
Caenorhabditis elegans is the source of this 891-nucleotide messenger RNA. RefSeq lists its product as uncharacterized. The transcript has 3 exons. Bases 1 to 891 code for a protein of 296 amino acids. Lineage: Eukaryota; Metazoa; Nematoda; Chromadorea; Rhabditida; Rhabditidae. The record is from RefSeq and is marked reviewed.